AUGAUACGACAAGUGCUUUUUGUGUUAACAAUCUGUAUAAUAUUUCUAGAAAUACAAAGAACAAACUCAUACAAAACUUUUAAGGAUUUGAAAAAGCGAUACAAGAAAAUUGAGAAUGACGAUUUCACUGCGUCCGACGUUCUGGUUGGGAAAGCAAUGGAUUUCAUUUACUCAAACAAAACUAUUAUGAGUCUAAUAGCCAGAGAAUUGUGGAAUGUUGGCUCAAAGGCUAUUGAUAGAAUUGUUGAAAUGAAAGGUCCUGACCGCAAGAGUUGAAAUAAGAAGAAAUAAUAUAGUAACUU
Achroia grisella is the source of this 302-nucleotide messenger RNA. RefSeq lists its product as uncharacterized. The record is from RefSeq and is a predicted model, not a curated record. Lineage: Eukaryota; Metazoa; Arthropoda; Insecta; Lepidoptera; Pyralidae. The transcript is spliced from 2 exons. The coding region runs from base 1 to 276 and encodes 91 amino acids.